AUGUCUGAUGAAGCGCUUACCAGCGCAAUCCCUGCUGCAUCUUCAGAGGACCUCAAUUCGGCUCGUUGUGAUGCCUGUGCAACUGGAAAUGUCUCCAUAGUGGAGACUUUGCUGGGAUGUCCCAGGAAAAACGUCAAUACUACCAGAGAUGGCCUGACGACUUUGUACAUCGCAACAAGUCAUCACCAGCUGGACGUGCUUAAGCUGCUUGUACACCAUGGAGCCGACGCGAGUUUGAAGUCACGGGGAAAAUAUUCGUCAACUUCGCAGUCCGAUACAGAGGCCAUCUUAACGCCGCUCCACGGAUUUCUCAGGCCACGCAGAGCGAGACGGAGGUCAGAGCCAUUACCGACUGAGAUUUUUGCUCAGGUCCUGUCCUUACUUCGUCGCUCAAAAUGCGACCUGAACGCUCCCGAUGAAACCGGAAGAACAGUCCUACAUGAAUCCAUCCGUAAUGUGAACGCUGCGGACGACUAUGGAUCCACCCCUUUUCAUCAGUUGAACUUAUAUAAAUCAGAAGAUAACUUCCAGCUAUUCAUGGCCCAUGGGGCAAGACUAGAUGAAAAGAUAGAUUCGGAUGGUUGGACCCCUUUGCAACGCUUUGCCGCUAAAGGAAAUUUAGGCGAUUUAUCUUUGUUUCGGCCUCACGUUACAGAUUGGAAUGGAGUCGAUGUUGAAGGCAAUACACUACUACAUCUCGCAGCGGGACAUCAUCGACCUGGAAGUCUGACGAUAUCUGAACUGCUUAAGGAAGGCCUACAUGUCAACCGGAAGAACUUGAAAGGAAAGUCUCCAUUACACAUGGUAGAUGGAUCUUUAGAGUGGUUUGAGGCUACAGUAGAUGUCUUUCUCGCUGCUGGUGCCGAUAUCGAGAGUAAAGACAAUCAAGGCUAUACACUGCUGGCAUGUGUUGUGCUGCAGGCGGUUGACUAUGAACGGAAAGUCUCUUACUUGAUAAAGCGAGGAGCCAACAUCAACACGCAAGACUACAAGGGCAAUGGGGUGUUGCAUUAUCAACGCGGACAUGGGGAACGAGGAAUCAAAGCACUUGAAUUUCUUUUAUCGGUCGGGGCAGAUCCAUCUAUGAGAAAUUAUGAUGGAGAUACCGUUAUACAUUGUCUUUCGGCAGAUUUCGCCUCAUUCAGGGACAAAAACGAGAUAUACAUCAUUAAAAAGCUGCUGGACGCGGGGAUAUCCCCUACUCAGGUUAACUUCAAGGGGCAAUCUCCGCUGUAUCUCUCGUGCCGUCAGGUGUCCGACUAUAUGUUCUUGCCCACAGUAUCCGGCGACAAGAGAGCAAUCGACCUUAUUUUCGGUGCAGGGCUAAUAGCAGCAUUAGAGAUAGCGGAUUCUGAUGAUACCACUGCAACCACCGGCGAUGGCAGGAAUCUGCUUCAUAUUGUGGCUACAGCGCGUCAAGCCAAUAUAGUUGGACUUCUACUUGAGCAUUAUACCUCUAUUGAGCAAUCCUCACUGGUGAAUAAACGGUGUAAGAAUGGCAGAACCCCUUUGCAUGAUGCAUGCCAAUCAGGAAGAUUGGAAACGGUAAACCUACUUCUCGAAUUUGGAGCCGACGUCAACGCGGAAACCGAGGAAAAGUUCGGCCGUGGAAAGACUCCUCUGCUAGUCUGUGCUGAAUAUACACAAGAAGAAAAGAGAUGGCCGGUUCAUUCAGAACUCCCCAAGCUCGAUGGUAAGGUCAGCGCCGCCGGAAUAUUGUCAAAGGAUGAUAAAAGACCCAACCUACCACAGUUACUAGAUAAAGUCCAACGAGAUCCUAUUCGCAGGCUAGAAGUCACCUCGGAGAAUGAUACAACAAAUGUGGCUGGGAUUCUUCGAGCUCUCGUCGCACGUGGAGCCACUCUCACUCACGACCCGUCACGCAUGCCCCUCGUGAUGGAGGCCGUUUUUAGUGGAUCCAGAGAGUUGGUAACAGAGCUUGAACGGCUAUUGGAAGAAAAUGGUAUACAAAGUAUGCGUUUCCCAAAUUUCGGACAGUUGUAUCUCACACUUGCUUCUCGACACCUUCCGGACAUGCUUGGUGUUUGCUUCAGCGAGCAUGUUAGCGAUCAAACAGUCUCUCACCUAUUGCUUCUCCGCCAUUAUAACGCCUUGGCUGAAGGAUUGGCGAAACAUGCAGAUGGCGCACAUGUACAGACUGCUCUCCCUGGAAUUUUGGUAACACUAGCGAAAUGGGGAUAUACCGAUCUGUUCAAACGCCUCGGAGAUCUCAUGGUAGAUCUAAGCUGGAUCAAUGGAGGAAUGAACAGAUUUAAGAAGCCACUCAUACCGUACCUUCUCAUCGCUGCAGAGCGAAAGGUUCCCAAUCUGGAAGUUAUAAAGCUUAUGGUGGAAAACUUCAAAGCAGAUGUCAACGUUCAAUUCCAAACUGGAGUUGAGAUUCGACCGAAACUCCCCUUCCAAUCAACAGUAUGGCUGAGGCGCGCCUAUAAACCCGGAGAAAGCGCUUUACAUUACCUUGCAAAGGGAGGUCAAUGGUGGCAUACGAAAGCAGUUCGAUACCUGCUUCAGCACGGAGCCGAUCCCAAUCUGCAAAGCGCCAGUGGUAGUACGCCGUUGUUGAAUGCAGUACACAGAUCCCUGUCCGAAUCAUAUCAAAGGAAAGAAAUCGUCAAGGCCUUGCUCGAAGCCGGCGCUGACCCCAACGUCCCUAGUAAGAACGGCUGGACACCACUCAGCCUGGCAACUUAUGACGUUGGACUUUUCCGCCUACUGCUGGAGAACGGCGCAUCCCUGGAAAAGCACGCAAGCCGGACAAUGUUCGCUUGCCUCGACAAUUUGAACCUCUAUGUUCUAUCUGUUCUCCUGGACAGUGGAAUCGACUGCAACACGACUACGCUACAGAAGGAAGGGAAUGCGUGGUAUUCCCAGCGUUUUCAUGACGACAGCAAACUAACGAACUUCGCCCUCCACCCUCUCCACUACCUAUCUAUGCCAGGCUUCAAUGGACCACACACUCGAGCCCGCGCUAUUGAUAUUAUCCAACACUUACUACAACAUGGAGCAGUGCCCUUCCGAGCCUGCUGCGACGAAACCACAAUUCUCCACCACAUCUUCGAGCACGGGGGAAUCAUCCAGCCCUUUCUCGAGAUACCAGAUCUAGAUCUCGAGAGGCGAGAUACCCAAGGACGGACGCUUCUUCUGGCCGCGUCACGCUGUGGCAAUGUCGGUACAAUCUCCUUUGCGAUGAUGUAUGCCCUUCUACAACCCGUUUCACAUAUCACGCGAGCCCUGGCGUUGUACAACCGCGGGGCAGAUAUUACGGCAGUUGACAACGCGGGGAAUAACACCCUUCACUACUUAGUUGCCGUGCAGUGCGGUGGCCACGCUGCUGAGGAAGAGUAUCGACGGACUUUACUCCAUCAAACGAACAAGGAGGGCAAGACAGCUUUAGAUAUUGCUCGAAGCGCCGAGCAAAAGUGGCGUCUUGAGGCGAUCCGUGAUGCAGGCCUGGAGAUCGAAGGAGCCCAAGUCCCGUGA
Aspergillus alliaceus is the source of this 3501-nucleotide messenger RNA. RefSeq names its product ankyrin repeat domain-containing protein. The record is from RefSeq and is a predicted model, not a curated record. Gene Ontology annotation, molecular function: protein binding. The coding region runs from base 1 to 3501 and encodes 1166 amino acids. The transcript has 6 exons. Lineage: Eukaryota; Fungi; Ascomycota; Eurotiomycetes; Eurotiales; Aspergillaceae.